Neofelis nebulosa (Clouded leopard) is the source of this 5913-nucleotide messenger RNA. RefSeq names its product caspase recruitment domain family member 14 (gene CARD14). Gene Ontology annotation, molecular function: protein binding. The coding region runs from base 2166 to 5165 and encodes 999 amino acids. NCBI's taxonomy places the organism in Eukaryota, Metazoa, Chordata, Mammalia, Carnivora, Felidae. The record is from RefSeq and is a predicted model, not a curated record. Gene Ontology annotation, biological process: regulation of apoptotic process. The transcript has 23 exons.
CCUCAGGGAGGGAGGCGGUGCUGCUGCCGCUGCUACUGCUGCUCUCGCGCGUUUGAGCCGCCGCGGGAACUCGCGAGGGGCGGGGCCCCGCCCACCCCUUAUAAAUAGGGCCGAAGCGUCGCGGAGCCAGGGCUGGUUGGAAUGUGGGGUUGGUGUUCUCCGUUCCAUUACCGCCGGGACGGGAGACCCUGCGCGCGGGUGGGUGGGCGUGGGGACCCCGCCAGCGGCAGCCGCCGAGCCAGGGCCCCCGGCCGCACCCUGGUUCCGCUAAGGUCCCGGCCGGAGCGGAGGGCGCCCGCUCGCCGCGGGAAACAGCGCUGCCGCUCAGUGUCCCUGGCCCCCGAUGCAAAGAGUUUACUUUUGGAAAGCCUCGCUGCCGGCUCCGAUUAGGUAGCCGGGUUUUAAGCCUCUAAGGGAGAGUCCCUGCGCCGGUCGAGUGUGUGAGGGCACGACCCCCGGGCUGCGCUGCACCUGCAGCUCCCGGGCCCCGCGUGCGCCACCGCGCCUGCCCCGCAGGAAGGGAACCCCGGAGGGCUCGGCUUUUGUCGCCCUGUACCCGAGAGCCAGUCCUGCGUGUGACCCUUAAACUUGCCUAAGUGCCUCCAGUGCCAGGCUCGCUCGCUCGCUCGCCCCUGGACCGGCGUCACCUCCCGACCUGGCUUCGUUCUGUGUGCUUUUAAUUUUGUGAGGCUUACACUCCCUUUCUCUUGGUUGGCUUGGCUCGCAUCACUGGGCACGUGUUGAACCCACCACCUCUUUCCAAGGGUGCUGGAACGCUCUCCUGUUGUGAAGGUUAAUUUAGUUGUAAGUGGAUAAUCGUUUCUUCCACGAAACCAGGCAUACGUAAAGCGCAAUGUGUUGCGCUGUAGGUAAGUGAGACCUGCCUUCUGAAACACCCACACUAAGAGCAGAAUAUGUCCAAACUCUAGGAGGUAAUUGAUCCGAUAAGCAUGCCUCGUAAGAAUGCCGGUGGUAGUCAAAUGUUGAGUAUUUCUAAAGCUGACUCGCUUUCUUAGACUUUGAAAUCCGUAUGCAUGGUACAACACAGCACAGUUUGCAAAACUGUCCGGCCUCAGAGAGGACGCUGGAUAAUCCUCUGCGGAGAAGACAUAGCAACUUUAUUUUCUUUCAAAGACACUAUAAGAAAAGGGUGUAAAAUAUCUCAUUAAUAACUUUUACGUUGACUGUGCGUUGAAAUGGCAAUAUUUUAGAUAUACUCAGUUACAUAAAAUGUUAUUUCAAUUAAUUUCACUUAUUUUUAAUCUCAAUUUUGAUUUUUGAUGGUUAUUUUCGAGAGACAGAACACAAGCAGAGAAGGAGCAGAGAGAGAGGGAGACACAGAAUCCGAAACAGGCUCCAGGCUCCGAGCUGUCGGCACAGAGCCCGACACAGGGCUCGAACCCACAAACCGUGAGAUCAUGACCUGAGCAGAAGUCAGACGCUUUACCGACUGAGCCACCCAGGAGUGGCCGUCUCUUACUGUGCUCCCGAACCCACUGGCUGGAGCCUUGACUACACCCUGCCAGCGUCCGGCAUUUGGACGGCAAAGGUACAGGUGCAUAGGAGCAUCUCUGUGGAGCAGGCGCUGGUCCAGGAGCUGGAUUGGGUGGCAGACAGGACGGACAGCACUGCCGGGCAGAGCUCGUGUUCCAUAGGAGGGCAAGCCCAACAAAACAUGCAGACCAAUAAGUCUUUGGUGCCUGAACUUUGAGUUUUGGAUCAAGUCACGUGGCUCGAGAGCAGGCAGGCCAACUUGGCGCUGGCUUGGGGGGCUACUGCGCCCAGCUCCGUCCUGCCCCGCAGCCCACAGAGAAGGGAGCCGGCAGCCGGCACCGCACCUGGCCACGGAGGGGACACCGGAUCCCAGCGCACCGUGAGGAGUGCCCGUGGGAAGGAGCUGGAGGGUCCCUUGGUGAGCACUUUAUCCUCCUAGGGAUUGUGGGGGGCCGUUCACGGACGUGGGUUCUCCAUCCACUAUUCCCCGUUUUCCUUAGUGUACAAGGGUUGAUUGGCUCUGGUUUUCCAGCAUUUUUACUACACAGACCUCUUCAAGGGGCAUUCGAGCCCCGCCGGCCCAGCUGGUCAUUCCAAGGAAAAGGGCCAAAUCGCAGGAAUUCAGGGGUCUGAGAGGACGUCACCACAGCGCUGAGUGCAACGGAGGACAGAUGGAAAUGACCUACGUUCCCGAGCACGCGGUCAUGGCGACCCUUCACCGCACAGACUCGACGCUCACAGCCCUGGAUGAGGAGACGCUGUGGGACAUGAUGGAGAGCCACCGCCACAAGAUCGUAAGCAGCAUCUGCCCCAGCCGCCUCACGCCCUACCUGCGCCAGGCGAAGGUGCUGGACCAGCUGGAUGAGGAGGAGGUGCUCCACAGCCCCAGGUUCACCAACACGGUCAUGAGAGUCGGGCACUUGCUGGAUUUGCUGAGGACUCGAGGGAAGAAUGGAGCCAUUGCCUUCCUGGAGAGCCUCAAGUUCCACAACCCUGACGUGUACACCCUGGUCACCGGGCUGCAGCCCAAAGGGGACUUCAGCAACUUCAGUGGGCUCAUGGACACGUCCAAGCUGACCGAGUGCCUGGCCGGGGCCAUCGGCAGCCUGCAGGAGGAGCUGGGCCAGGAGAAGGGGCACAAGGAGGCCCUGCGGCGGCGCUGUCGGCAGCUGCAGGAGCGCCUGGGCCGGGCGGAGGCCCGCGUGCGGAGCCUGGGCCAGCUGGAGACCGACCAUGACCGCGUGACGCGCGAGGUGCUGAAGCUGAAGGACGAGAUGCUCAGCCUGUCGUUGCACCACAGCAACGCGCUGCAGGAGAAGGAGCUGGCGGUCACCCGGUGCCGCGGGCUGCAGGAGGAGCUGUACCUGCUGAAGCGAGAGGUCGAGCGCGAGAAGAUGUCUUCUUCCCACGAGCGGGACUGUCGAGAGCGUUCCCCGCAGAUGGCCGACGGCCGGGGGCCCGGGGACAAGGAGCUGACCCGCCUGAAGGAGGAGAACGAGAAGCUCCGGUCGCUGACGUUCAGCCUGGCGGAGAAGGACAUCCUGGAACAGAACCUGGGCGAGGCCCUGGAGGGCACACAGACGCUGGUGGAGCGCAUCCACUCCCUGAGGCAGCGGGCCGUGGCCGCCGAGAGGCAGCGGAAGCAGUACUGGGAGGAGAAGGAGCAGACCUUGCUGCAGUUCCAGAGGACUAAGGUCGACUGUGACAUCUACAAGGAGAAGAUCAGCGCCCUCCAGGGCCAGUUGCUGGAGCUGCAGCGAGAGCGAGACCAGGCCUUCUCCGCCAGAGACGCGGCCCGGAUGGAGAUUUCUCAGAGCCUGACAGAGAAGGACGCCCUCCGCAGGAAAGUGUUUGAACUGACAGACCAGGUCUGGGAGCUGCGCCGUCAGCUUCAAGGGCCGCAGGCCGAGGCCCUGCGAGGGCCUGAGCAGGAAGCCGGAGCCCGGGAGCCGUGUCCAAAGGGGAAGCAGCGGCUCGUGCGCAUGUUGGCCAUCUGUCCGCGGGAUGACAGUGACCGCAGCUUCACCGAGUCUCAGCUCUGCUCUGACCUGAGCACCACAUCCAGCCGUGAGCUGGUGGACAGCUUCCGGUCCAGCAGCCCCAUGCCUCCCAGUCAGCAGUCCCUGUACAAGCGGGCCGCAGAGGACUUCUGGGAAGACCCCUGGUCUUUCAGCAGCUUCCCAGAAACCCUGCAGGUGGACCGGGGACCCUCCCCGGGGGCUAAGGCAGAUGCUACGGACCUGGAUUAUGAGAUUGUAGACCCGGCAGAACUUGCCAACUGUGACAGCCUGCAGCCAUCCUCCGGGGGCCUCUCCGUCUCAGCCAGCAGCGUCCCGGUGCGGAGGAGGCCGGCCCGCAAGAUCCUGAGCCAGGUCACCGUGCUGGCCUUCCAGGGGGACGAGCUGCUGGAGCAGAUAAGUGUCAUUGGCGGCAACCUCACGGGCAUCUUCAUUCACCGGGUCACCCCAGGCUCCGCGGCGGACGAGAUGGCCUUGCGCCCGGGCACCCAGAUCAUGAUGGUGGAUUACGAGGCAACGGAGUCCUCGUUCAAGGCCACCCUGGAGGACACAACCCUGGAGCAGGCCGUCGGACUUCUCCGGAGGGUGAACGGCUUCUGUUGCCUGUCUGUGAAGGUCAACAUGGAGGGUUAUAAGAAGUUGGUCCAGGACCUGGAGGCCAAAGUGGCUACCUCGGGGGACUCCUUCUACAUCCGGGUCAACCUGGCCCUGGAGGCGAGGGCGGUGGGGGAGCUGCAGGUGCGAUGCAACGACAUCCUGCAUGUCACCGACACCAUGUUCCGGGGCCGCGGCUGCUGGCACGCCCACCGCGUGGGCCCCUAUAGCACGAAGGGCACCGAGAGGGGCAGCAUCCCCAACUAUGCACGGGCUCAGCAGCUGCUCAUUGCUCUGAUCCAGCGGAGCACCAUCGCCCGCAAGCAGUCUUCCGGGGGACCCCAGAAGCUGGUCCGCAUCGUCGGCGUGGACAGAACCAAGGCCAGCCCUGUGUGCUCAUCCUUUGAGGGGGCCCUGUCAGAGCGCAGCAGGCCGGAAGAGCCCCCCACCGCGUGCUUCUGGGCCGAGACCUGCUUCACCCUGGUGCCCUACAGCCUGGUGCGUCCCCACAGGCCCAGCCGGCCCCGGCCCGUGCUCUUCGUGCCCAGGGUGGUCGGCAGGAUCCUGAGCGAGAAGCUGUGUCUCCUCCAGGGGUUUAAGAAGUGCCCAGCAGAAUACUUGAGCCAGGAGGAAUGCGAUGCCUCCAGCCAGAGGGGGGACAUCAUCCAGGAGAAAGAGGCAUCCGGUGGCCGCUACUGGGUGACCCGCAGGGCCAUUGAGUCCCUCAUGGAGAAGAACACCCACGCCCUCCUGGACGUCCGGCUGGACAGCGUCCGUGCCCUCCACAGGUCGGAGAUCUUCCCCAUCAUCGUCCACAUCUCCGUCAACGAGAAGGCGGCCAAGAAACUCAAGAAGGCCCUGCAGCGGCUCAACACCUCGGAGCGGCAGCUCCUGGAGGCGGGCAGGCAGGAGGAGGGCGAGCUGGACGAAGUGCCCUGUCUGUACAGCCACCUGGCCCCCGAUGGCUGGAGUGACCUGGAAACCCUGCUCGGCUGUGUCCGCUUGGCCAUCGCGGACGAGCAGAAGAAGGUUGUGUGGACAGAGAAGAGCCCCCGCUGAUGCCCCCGGAGUCUCCUCCAGAAAUUGUGGGGACCUCUGAGUCCCCACAGGAGUCCCCGACAACGUGGCCCUGUGCGUUGAGCUCAGGGCCUCUCAGGCACAGCCCUGGGGGUGCUCACCAAACAAGCCCAGCUCUCCGGGCAUCGGCUCCCCUCUCUCGCCAGGGUCUGACCUUGAACUACAUGCAGGGGACAAUGGGCAUUCGGACCAUCUCCUCCUCCUCCAAGGCUCCGCGUGGUCUGGAACCAGACGCCCCGAGAACAUUUCCGCAGCGGGGGCGUCUCCCGAGCCUUCCCAGAGCUGGAGGCCCCAGAUGUCCAGAAAACCACCUGUCGGACCCGAAUCACUGUACUUCCCUUUGUGCCAAAUUCAAUGUGCCAAAGGGCUUAUUCCAAAGCCACGGUGGCCGCAAGCUGGUAGCCCUGAUGACCCCCACGGUCACUCCCAUCCCUGCCCAGAGCAGAGACACAACCCCUCUUGUAAUGUCAUCCUGGCUAACUUUCUCAGCUCCUGAUGGCAGACAGGUGCCUCAGUAACUCCAAUUUAGAGAGUUGUGUGUAUGUGCUGGGAAGCCUAGUUUCCCAGGGAUGGAAACAGUAUUUUCAGCGGUGCCUGGCAGUUUUGGGGGACCCGUGGGGGGUCCUCGAGAAGCCUUCCACAGACACAUUGCACAAAUGCCAUCUGGGCUCCCCCUGAGCCUGGGAACUGCCCCCCUCUAACUGGGUACCCCCCCCCCCCCGCCCCCGCC